CAAGCGCGCCGCCGCAGCGACAGGAGAGUCUGGCUACAGGCUGCAGAGUGUGUGUGAGUGAGAGCAUCAAUAGAUCUGACCCGGAGGAGAGUGUGUGUGUAGCUUGUGUGGGAGACAGAAGGGAGAGCGGAACGCACGGGCACAACUUGGGAUAACUCACCUGGCAGGACAGAAACAUCUCUCUCGCUCCAUCUCUUCUAUCAUCUAUCUCUCUCCUUGCUAACGGAUUCAAGCGGUGUGAUAGACUACUGGUCUGGCUGCGGGGAAGGUGUUAAUGUGUGCCUAUAGGAUGUGCGCGUUCGGUGGGAUGUUGUGUCGCGUGGUGUCGGUGCUGUGGCUGGUCCUUUCGGUGGUCUCGGGGUUCAACCUGCAUGCGGAGCGCCCGGCCGUGUACGGAGGACCAGAGGGGAGCUACUUUGGUUACUCCGUGGACUUCUACCGACCGACCCCCGAAAGCAGCACGUUGAGUGUGUUGGUGGGAGCGCCCAAGGCCAACACGUCCCAGCCAGGCAUCAUAGAGGGAGGAGCUGUCUACUACUGUCCCUAUCCCCCAAACCCUGACCCCACCAAGCUACCCUACAGCUGCACACAGAUACCCUUCGACAAUGCCAAUAACAGGAUGAUUAAGGUUAAUGGCACCAGGGAGCCUUUGGAUUCAAGUCUCACCAGUGGUUUGGAGCCUCAGUUAGAACUCACAAAGGCAAGUGGUGGCCUGUGCUCCUCUCUACCACUGCGUUACAGUGAAGGUGAACGGUGAGAAGGACCCGGUAGGAACCUGCUAUGUGCCGUGCAGAACUUCAGCGCUCUCGCAGAAUACUCACCCUGUAGGACCAAUGAUCCAGACCCAGAGGGACAGGGUUUCUGCCAGGCCGGGUUCAGUGUGGACUUCACCAAGGAGGGGACACUGGUGGUGGGCGGACCUGGCAGCUUCUACUGGCAAGGU
Messenger RNA from Salvelinus sp. IW2-2015, 943 nucleotides. The record is from RefSeq and is a predicted model, not a curated record. Lineage: Eukaryota; Metazoa; Chordata; Actinopteri; Salmoniformes; Salmonidae.